AAGACUUGGAGGCGUGAGCAAGGCUGAUGGGGAGGGAUCUACAGUUGCCAAGGAGCUUUCCUCCAAGUGUGGAAAGCCCAAAGGUAACCUUUUUGGAAGAUCGAGGAUUAGAAGCAAGAUUUGAAGAUCUGGCACACAAGUUCCCUCGCACCCGACAAGGGCCUUGGCACUUCCAGCGUUGGAACCUCCCUCUUUCCUAUUGUCAGCUACAGUACUAAAAUAUGAUGGCGUCCUUUCUGAAGAAGUUUCAGAUCCUGAAAAAGAAGGAUAUGGAAAGCGAUGAGUCCUUUGCCCCAGCCAACCGGGGGCAAAGGGACCUUCGAGAGGCCCACUUCUCGGGACUUCAGCAACCCAGUCCCCAAGACCCAGCCAACCAGAGGACAUCUCAGCUCUUGCCUUUGCUGGUGAAGCCAACCCCUUCUCCGGCAGCAGCAGAUGCCAAGAAGAAAACUCAGGUCCAGCCGGUGGUCUUCCCCGAGUUGGUGCGGCGUUCCAGCAACAGCAAGGCUAUUCCGGGAACAAGUAGGCCUGAUGACAAGUAUGCAAGUUAUCCUCCAGUGGAUAUCAAUUUUCCAACGCUAAAUUCAAAGGAGAAGCCCAAGAAAGUCCCCACCCCGCCGGUGAAAAAGAAACCGGAGUCAACCUUGCCUAUAUAUCCAGAACUCUCUGAUGAGCUAUUCAAAUAUCUUUGGGACCCCAGGAAGCUGCAGAAAGGGAGGUCUGUCAAAGAAUGCCUUGAGACGAUGGAUGAGAGGGAAGUUCUCGACACCAUCCUGGCCCAUAUCAACUACUCUCUCCGGCGUGGCUCCAGUGCAGAUUCCAGACAAAGGAGAAAAUCAGACCCUCCAGGAGUCCAGAAAAUAAUGGGGCACCAAAAGCCAAAAACAACUCCACAAGAAAAGAUUCCCCUUUACAGAUACUUUGGGCUGAAGCUCCGGGAUUCAAGACAUAAGGAUGUCGUCAGUGAAUACCUGCAUACGCUGAUGGGUUUUGCAUUCUAUGACGAAGUAGACAGAGAGGGCGUCUCCGAAGCCAUUGGUGUCAUUGCGUUUUGUCACCUGUCUGAGAUCCUUUGUGUGCUUAGAGAUUAUGGCCACUUGGUGCCCCAAAGGAGAUCUUUGCAGCAAAUACCAGAGGAAUUAAGGAAUCUCUCCGAAAGUUACAUCCGCACCGCCUUGAUGUUGUGCUAUGGGCAAGCAGCCAUUGGUGCAAGGCCAGAGGACAUGCUGGCUUUGGUGGAGCUCAUGGUCUCGGAGAUCCUCUUCCAGUACCGAGGCAACUUCAAGGAUGAGACGUUGAAGAAGACCUUCAUGAGGGCUGUGAUUAUGAUAAGCAAGGCUCUUCUGCAUGUCAAGAAGAACGACGUUCAUUUCCCCCGUAAAACUGAGCUGGUCAUAUGCAUUAUAGAAGUUAUUGACGAAGAGCCGCUGGGGUCAUUCGCCAUUACGAUCCUUCACCAAGCUCUGGUCACAGCCACCUGUAUGACUUCAUUGAAGCCACCAGUGGACUCAGAUGUGAGGUCUGACCUGGUGAGCAAAAGCGUCAAGAAGGUCUUCUCCUUGCCUGCUCUAAAGAUGACGAAGUUGAAAGCAGGAAGCCCAAUGCACCCGAUCCAGAGCCAGGACUUUUAUCAACAGACCGUCAUUGCUUGCCAAAACAUGCUGACCGGUUUGCUGUCGGAGUCCCCAAAUCUGGAGUUGCUACAGGAUAUUUUGAUACACACCAACAGCUGGAUCGACUCACAAAAGAGCUACGAACGGGAAAGAGCCGUGCGGAGCACCAGCCACCUGCUGAAGUAUGUCGCUGAGCACCUGGACUUCGAUACGUCGCCUGAGUUUUCCCUGCUUGGACACCUGGUGGCGCUGUUGGCCCUCCACACUGCUGACAGCGUCAAGGAGAUUGGCCAGGUAGCAGCAGAGGCAAUGUAUCACCUGCACUACAUCAUCAUGAGCAAAAUGGCCAAGGAGAUUGAGAAGAGGCACAAGAAUAAGAAAGGGAACGUGGUGAAAUGGCUUCGAGAAGACUUCUUCAUCUCUGGCCCUACCGUCUUUUACAACAAUAUUGCUAAAGUGGCACAGGCUUUUGGUGAGCAUCUCUCCAGCAGCCAGAUCACAGAUCUUGUGCUCAAGGCAAUAGACCAUCUCAUGAACGAAGACAAGGCUAUUUCUCAGGCCGCAGGGUUGCUCCUGAGCUCCUUCCUGGAAGAAUGUGGGAUGGAUAUGGAGGAUCUGCCCAUGAUUGUCAAGGAAAUCUACAGCCACCUCUCCCGGAUCAACGACCCAUUGACCAAAGAAUUGACCCUGAAGGCGGUGUGCAGCUUAGCCUCCAAGCGCCUGAACGGAGUGGUAGACAUCCUUCUGGAAUGCUCAGUGGAAUGUGAUGAGAAUGUGGCAGAGAUAUGGAAGGCAUUGGUUUCCGAUCCAUAUGCCAACAUCAAGCUUAUCAGACCCCUACUCAAGCGGUUGCAGGAUGAAGACCCGCUCUCGGAAGUCACAUUCAGGCGGCACAGCAAGUCUCUCAUGCCAAUAGCGGCCACCAAUGCGCUGUGUCUGAUCCUGUCCUUGCCGGAGGCCUCUGAUGCGCUGCAGAACAAGUUCCCCCACCUGCUCCUGGCGCUGACCACCCAAAUCUACUUUGUCCUUGGGUCGGGCAGGAAAGGAUCCAGGACACUUGGACAACCCACCACACUGAGCACUACUAUCCAGGCUCUGAAAAACCUGAUUGCAUGCGCUGGCUACAUCCGGGAAUACAGCAUUUUGGGGCUGCAAGGAUGCUGGGACAUGUUGGCGGAUCAAGAGACUUUCUUUGAAGGUCUAUUUCAUCUAGCAAGGACUUUGUUUGCCUUCACCAAGGUGCACAUCAAGAUGACGUUCAAACAGGCUAACGGAUACCUCCGGCGCACUAAUGUGAAGGAGAGGAUCGUUGGCAUGGCAUUCUUCACUGAGCUCCUUUAUCACCCAGAGAUAGGCCUCUUCUUUGUGAAGCAAGACAUCCUGGACGUCAUCCGAGAGUGGAUGAACCAAAGCUGUCCCCUCAUGCGGCUCUUCAGCAUCCGAGGGCUGGGGCACCUCCUUCAGCAUCCUCUGGAGGAUGAGGCCUUGGAGCCCCUUCUCGCCCCCUUGAUCAACUGUGCUUUCGAUUCCGACCGGAAUAUUGCCAAAGAGUCUUUCAAGUCCAUCCAGUAUAUGUACCAACACUUGGAUAUCGAGGAAUUUGGGUGCGCGGGGACCGGUCUUAUCCCUCACCUCUCCAAACUCAUGAGUGAUGAUGACGUUGAAUUGCGUCGUUCCGCCAUUAUCCUCUUUGGGAUCCUAUUGAAAGGCGUAAGAGAAAUCCAUAGGAAAAGUGUGACAGAAGAUGUCUUUAGAAGCUUGGUUCCCCUCUUAAUCCAGCUUUCAGACAUUUCAACCAGAGAAGCCGCCCGGGGAGCCCUCCGCAGCUGUGCCGUCUUCCUGAAGUGGACUAACAUGCCCUUUGACAUCUUUGACUAUGAAAAACACGACAACAUCACCACCACAUAUCUAAAUAUCUGCAACUAUGUUAUAUGGAAUAAUAAGCCGAAUUUUCCAGGAAUGCUGGCUCACAUGGUUGAAUUCCUGAAGAGCAGGAAUGCAUCCUACCGAGAGGCAGCAGCCAUAUUGAUAGCAUGCAGUGCACAGUUUAUGAAACCAGACAUGGUGUCUACGGCGGAUGUUGAGAACGUUUUUGUAGCCCUUCGGGAGCUCCAGGGUGACUGCGACGUUUUGGUGACCAGUGCGGCCGUCCAAUCCAUUGAAGAAGUAUACCGGCAUUGUGGUUAUCGGAUCAACCCACAGCUUGUCCCCAGCCAACUCAUGCUCAUGCUAAAAAACAGCAUGUCAAAGCCGGGCUUUGAGGCCAGGCAUUGAACUAGGUCUGGAGAGGAAGCAGACAAACAAGAGGAAUAUUGCGUGUUUCCAUGUGGCAUGGGGAUGCGUCCUGGGAAGAGCCACCUGGAGAGGACCAGGAUGGCAUUGCUUCUCUGGCCUUUGGUCGGAUGGAGAGCAUUUCUGGAGAACUGAGUCUGAGGAAAGCUGUGCAGCCACAAGCAAGAGUGCUUGGAGAGGGCCCAUGGCAACCACGGGGUUCGCUGCCAUACCACGAAAGCCCACUGCAUCUCUAUAUUUACUAGUCUCAUUGCUCCACAGAAUUAAGAGUAAUCUAUAGGUAAGGUGGAUGCCGAGGGCUGGAAACCCGUUUGGUGGUGAGGUCAUCUCCCUUCCAAAGUACAAGAGCAAGAGAUCCUUAUUAUUAUCAGCAAAUGGUCUAUGAAACAACAAUAAAGUAAAAAAGCUCCACAAACA
Anolis carolinensis (green anole) is the source of this 4322-nucleotide messenger RNA. RefSeq names its product maestro heat-like repeat family member 5. The record is from RefSeq and is a predicted model, not a curated record. Bases 222 to 3887 code for a protein of 1221 amino acids. NCBI's taxonomy places the organism in Eukaryota, Metazoa, Chordata, Lepidosauria, Squamata, Anolidae. The transcript is spliced from 28 exons. Gene Ontology annotation, cellular component: cytoplasm.